This is a messenger RNA of Penaeus indicus, 519 nucleotides long. RefSeq lists its product as uncharacterized. Lineage: Eukaryota; Metazoa; Arthropoda; Malacostraca; Decapoda; Penaeidae. The transcript is spliced from 5 exons. The coding region runs from base 1 to 519 and encodes 172 amino acids. The record is from RefSeq and is a predicted model, not a curated record.
AUGGGUGUUGGGUUGCAGGAGCGAGGACGUCUGACUGUUGCAGACCGCCGUCUCGGAGAACUGGUACGCUUAGGCCUCACACCCACCAAUGGCCAAUGUUCACCUGCUUGCUCGUCUGACACAGAAGAGAGUGGUGCUCCAGAGCUAGUUGAACGUCUUGCUAGAUUGCAGUUUCUUGACAGGUCACAGGAAGAUUUAGACAGAAUACAUCAGGUUACUUCAGCAACCCCACUUGGCUGCAAUGAUGGUACCCUUGGCCGCAAAACCUCUGCAACACUCAUGGAGAUUGAGCGUAACCGUCAAAUCCUGCUGGCAAAACAAGGAACAAUGGUCAUAGAGAAUGAACGCCGGCGAGUUGAAGAACUUAAGCGGAGAGUUGCAGAUGAAGUGAAGGCACAGUGGGAGGAAAAAAAAGCAAAAGAGCAAAGAGAUAUAAAUUGCGCUUCUCUGAACAGUGUUGGCUCUGAAGACUCAUCUCUAACAUCCUCUGAUCUUCAUACAGAGAGAAGGCUCUGCUAG